CCUGUAGAACGAAUAAAUGACUAGGUGAGGUCCAGUUGAAAUUAUUUUUAUAUAGGUCCCUGGAAAACCAGUACCACUGGUGUUUUUUAAAUCCACUCUAAGUACUGGAUUUAAUAAACCAAUACUUCCCUUGUGCCUAUCGUGAUAUGUGCCAGUACUUAAACCCGUUUUUCCAUCUGUUCCACGCAGACGGGGUAGGUACAGACAGCGCCCUUUCCUACCCCUUGCUUUUGUAAAACUGAAGAAACGGAAUCGGACUCAGAGAGCUUUAUUGGCCAAGAACACAGACACGGCCACCUGCAGAGGCAAACGUGUGAACUGGUUGUAACGUGGAGCUGGUUGUAACCUGCACAGGGCACUGUCUCCCAAGCGCUCCGCUUUGCGCUGGUGGGAGGAACACAGUGUGGUUGUAAAGGCUACUUUCUCUGGGAGUCUCCUCUGUCAAAUGGGGGGCGGGGGGGAAUUCUGGUUCCCAAGAUUACACGGGAUAACGUACCUGACACUGGGAAUUGGGAGCUGGAGGUGCUCAGAUCCUAGGCCAACGUCUAAGGGAGAGGCCACUGAAAUACCUGGUGCCCACUCUGGGCGACGCCCAGCUUGCUUGAGUCCAAGGGAGGACAGGGAAAGUGCCUCCAUUCUCGGCAGCCCCUGAAUCUGGUAGGAUUCCUAACCCUGUCCCGCCGCCCACCCCAUUCAGGUGGCGGCCAGCAGAGGGCGCCGCCCGAGCAUGGCCGAGGAGCGCCGAGGAUCCUGGUUCGGCUUCGGUUUCUGCGGCUUCGGGCAGGCGCUGGGCUCGGGGCGCGGGCGCCAGGUGCACAGCCCCGAGCCGCUGCAGACCCCGGGCGAGGGCGAGGGCGCGGACGUCUGCCGCGUGAGCGCGAGCUGGAGCUACACCGCCUUCGUGACCCGUGGAGGCCGGCUGGAGCUGUCGGGCUCCGCGGGCUGCGCGGCGGGCGGCUGCAGGGACGCGUGGGCCUCGGAGGCGCUCCUCGUGGUGCUGCGCGCCGGGCCGGGACGCGGGUCCGGGACGGAGCUGCAGGCCUGGGCGCCGGGUUCGGCGCUGAGCGGAGAGCCCCUGUGGGCCCACACCGUGGGGCCGGAGGCCGAGGGGGAAGACGCACCGGGCGGUGAGCCCCAGGCCGGGGCCCUGCCCCUGUUGCCCGGCGGGCGGGCCUACGUGAGUCCGCGGCCGCCCUUCUACAGCCCUCUGGCCCCCGAGCUGCGGGCGCGCCGGCUGGAGCUGGGCGCCGAGCACGCGUUGCUGCUGGACGAGGCGGGCCAGGUGUUCUCCUGGGGCCAGGGCCGGCAUGGACAGCUGGGCCACGGGACUCUGGAGGCCGAGCUGGAGCCGAGGCCGCUGGAGGCGCUGCAGGGCGUACCCAUGGCUGAGGUGGCUGCAGGGGGCUGGCACUCCGUGUGUGUGAGUGAGACUGGCGAUAUUUAUAUCUGGGGCUGGAACGAAUCCGGGCAGCUGGCCCUGCCCAGCAGGAGCCUGGCAGAGGUUGGCAAGACCGCCGCAGGGGAAGCCAGUGGACUGAAGGAAGACGGUUGUGACGUGAGGACAGCCGAGGAUGCAGUCAAGGCCAGCUGUGGAUCCCGGCACACAGCAGUGGUGACCAGAACGGGGGAGCUCUACACCUGGGGCUGGGGUAAAUACGGACAGCUUGGCCACAAGGACACGAGCAGCUUGGAUCGGCCCCGUCGAGUGGAGUAUUUUGUAGACAGGCGGCUCCAGUCUUUUCUGUUUUCCACAGACCAAAGCAACCAAAAAGUGAUUUGGCCGGGGAGAAAAAAAAACCAAUAUAUCUUUUUGAAAGGUAAGUAUACACAUUUUAAUUUAUUUUUAAGAAUAUAUUUAUAUUUUAAAAACAGGACAUGUAUACGUCUAAGCAGCAUGGCGGACACAGACCAAAUCCAUGCUGGUGAGUUUUGAGAACCAUUGAACGUGCUGACAGAGGCAGACAAGGUAAGAAUAAAUAGUGCUUUGGGGAGAGCAGUAGUGAUCAGUAGGGUAGGUAAAGACGUGGACGCUGGAGCAGAAACAACUCCCCAAUACCGAUUUGUGCAAAGUUCCAGAUCUCCACAACAGAAACGGCCCAACCCAUCCAAACAGCCUCCCAACUCGGCAACUGCCGGGGUAGAUGAACUCGGACCUAGCGGGCAGAGGGAUGGGGGGACUCGACCCAGAGGAAAACUGCAGAAACAGAGUUCAGACAGGCAUGUGUUCACACACACGUCCCCACAAAGGGCAUUGCACAAUAACAGAACUGUACACAGUUUAACAAAGGAGCUCCCAGCCUCCCUGUCACCUCUUUGGCAGUAGGUCAGGCCAUCUCCACUUCUGACACACACACAUCCUCAGCAGGAGGAAGGCUGUCCUGUGUGGCGGAGACAGAUCUUUAGGUGAGCGCAAAGCUACUGUAGCCAGAGCGUUAACUCAGCGUCCCUCGACAAAAAAGAUGUUAAUUACUAGUGACAGCCCACGAGCCAGUAUUGCUUCAGGUCCCUACCCCAAGGACCGGCACACUCCUUUUCCCACACCGUGGUGAAAUACGACACGCCCUUGCUCGUGCGUCAGCAAGCAGAAUUACGGGGUAGAGAAAAAUUAGGUUCCAUGUGCUAAAAUUUGCACUUACUGCUAUGAACUAAGUUUUAAUGUAUUUCUUGGGUCAAAACAAAAUCAAGUCUUUGAAGACCCACUAAGCCUAUGAUGGACUUUGUGACCCUCAUUCACUUCUGUAAGUUAGGCCCGUGGUAGUGGAACCUGUCCGGAUUCUCAAGCACACCUAAACUCAAGAAAAAUGAAAGCCACAUAGAUAAUUAGGUCUAGUCUAGGCACAGGAAGCCACAGCUGGCUGACCGCUCAGGGCCUCUCAGGACUGGAUGUUGGUCGAAUUGAGGAUUCGAGAAGUAGCAUCAGAUUUGGAAGCCUUUGAAAGUUCUCGCUGUUGAAAAAUAAAUAAUGUCAGUGGCAGUACUGUCCCUCCUCUGCAUGCCCCGCCCUUGUAAGCAUGGGUAAAUGUCAGCACAAGGUCCCCUGAGGGCUGUUUCUCUGAGACAGAGGUCCCUCUCCAGCACAGGUUGUUAGGAACACAAGAUGAGAGGCUCUGAGCCCCGUUCUAUUAGUCAGAGAUUAAGCGUGUGCACACGUAUGCCCGGGACCUCGUCCUUAGCCAGUUCGUUCUGUUACAACCUCACAGAAUAGCAGUCCCUCAAGUUUCACAAAGUACUCUAUUGAGUUGUCAAGCUAGGCAGGCAACAACCUUUGGUCUUUUGAGCCCUGAAUAAAGCAAGGGGCCAGACCUUUAUCUACCAAUCCCUGGGGCUGAGGGCCUUGUAACCUGCUGGUGAUAUGAUCUCAUGCUGGAGCACAUGGAAAAGAAGAUAAAGCACGAAUACCACUGAGAAAGAGGUUAGUAAAGGUUAGUCUACCGGCUUUGGUGCCGCCUGGUGGAGUCUGUUACCAGCCAAAGCAGCCAAAACCAGAUUAGAGAUAAGCAGGGUACAUUUAAGCCCCACGGGGAUGAUACGGGGCUUGGCUAAACAAGCAAGGAAGAGAAAGUUGGACCCUCUGUCCAGCAAUCAGCUAGCCAGAGCAACGUACACUUCUAUAUAUAAAACCAUACCAGUCAUUUAAUUUGAAACAAGUGCCAUAAUAUGAAACUGUUUCAAUGCUCAAAACAAGCUCUUGCCUUGGGCAACUGCCCCGUUCUGUCACUGCAGCAGUGAGAGCGGGCACCAUGGCUUUAACGCCGUAUCCCCUCACCCACGGUGAGGAACAGCCUCGCUUCCCAGCAGGAAGAUACGGAGGGCAGAGAGAACGCACACUGGUAAGUAAAGGGCACUGCAGCUAAGUGUUAGUAAACACGGAGUAGGUUACUAGGAACUAAAGAGCAUCUGGAAAAAUCUCCCAAUGCCACACAUAUGCUUUAGCAGCUUAAUGAGGUAGAAACAGGCAGAGGCAAGGAAAUGAACACUGGCUAGCUCACAGAAGACAGAAAGUUGGCAAUUCAGCCCUAAGGGGUUAGUAAGUCAUAUACUCCAGGAAACAAUCAGCACACAGGCCAAGAACCUCAUGAUGGGCAGCACACAGCUGGGGCUCCCCUCCCCACGUGAUGGGGCCUCUAUUCUUUCCGGCACAUUGGAGGCCUCUGAUGUCACAACUGGGGAGGGUGAAGGUCUUCUGUUGUGAAAGACAGGAUUAAAAAAAAAAACAACUUUGCCUGACUUUAGGUAGGGCUGAGAA
This is a messenger RNA of Felis catus (domestic cat), 4246 nucleotides long. It is a transcript of the gene RCCD1, whose product is annotated as RCC1 domain containing 1. The record is from RefSeq and is a predicted model, not a curated record. Bases 728 to 1933 code for a protein of 401 amino acids. Lineage: Eukaryota; Metazoa; Chordata; Mammalia; Carnivora; Felidae. The transcript is spliced from 9 exons.